Molecule: messenger RNA, 2391 nt
Organism: Elgaria multicarinata webbii
Lineage: Eukaryota; Metazoa; Chordata; Lepidosauria; Squamata; Anguidae
Product: vomeronasal type-2 receptor 26-like
Exons: 5
Coding region: 1-2391 (796 amino acids)
Biological process (GO): G protein-coupled receptor signaling pathway
Cellular component (GO): plasma membrane
Molecular function (GO): G protein-coupled receptor activity
Source: RefSeq, a predicted model, not a curated record
AUGGGUGAGAUCAAUAAAGAUGCCAAGUUAUUACCCAACAUCACACUGGGAGCCAAAAUCUAUGACAAUGUUUUCAAUGCAAUAAGGACUUACUGGACCACUCUAGAUCUGCUAUUCAGAGGACUGAGAAAUCCUUCUACCUACAAAUGUAACAGGAGAGAGGAACCCAUGGCUGCUUUUGGUGGGCUCAACUCCCAAACGUCCAUCCAGAUGGCCAACAUCUUAAAUAUGUUCAAGAUUCCACAGCUCAGCUAUGGCUCCUUUGAUCCAGUGUUGAGUGACAAAAUUCAGUUCCCUUCUUUCUACCGGAUGGUCCCAAAUGAAGAAAUUCAGUAUGUCGGGAUUGCUGGGCUGCUCAAACAUUUUGGAUGGAAUUGGAUUGGCCUCCUUGUCUCAGAGGAUGACAGCGGAGAAACUUUCCUUCGGACCCUCAGACCAAGGCUCCUGCAGAACACUAUCUGCAUUGCUUGGACUCAAGUGAUCCCAACAGUGACAUCAUUUUUACCAAAUAAGAUACUCCAAGAAAAAUUGUUGCCGAUUAGUAAUACCCUCUUUUUGAGUGACAUCAAUGUGAUCCUUGUGUAUGGGGAUGGUCAGUCUGUGGAGGGGUUUCGAAUGGUUUUGUACUCAGCUGAAUUCUUUUAUAAGCGCCCAUUGGAAAGGGUAUGGAUCAUAACUGCUCAAUGGGAUUUCACUGCUGUAUCCAGUGGGGCAAUGCUCACCACAAGGACUUUCAACGGCACCUUGUCAUUUACAUUCCAUACAAAUCUGGUGCCAGGAUUUCAGGACUUUCUUGAGAGCAUCAAUCCGUUUCAGUCAACGAUUUAUUUCAUCCAGCAGUUCUGGAUUAGUGCGUUUCUCUGUUCACUCCCACAAUAUAAACUUUAUGUGCCAAACAAGGAAAGCUGCACUGGGGAGGAGAAGCUGGGAAGACUCCCUGGACCUCAGUUUGAAAUGGUGAUGUCCGGCCGGAGUUACAGUAUCUACAAUGCUGUUUAUGCUGUAGCACAUGCUCUCCAUGCCAUGGAUUCAUCGAGAGCCCUGAAGAAAGCAAGGGGAGAGGGGGAGAAAUGGAGCUUCCUGAAAGUUCAGCCAUGGCAGCUUCACUCUUUCCUCAGGAACAUCAGAUUUAACAAUAGUGCAAACGAAGAAAUAUCUUUCAAUGAGAAAUGGCAGCUUGCAAGUGGAUUUGAUAUCAUCAACCUGGUCACAUUUCCCAACCAAUCCUUCCAGAGAGUCCGGGUUGGAGAGAUGGACCCUCAAGUUCCUGCAGGCAGAGAGCUCAAAAUCAAUGCAAGUGCUGUUACAUGGAACCCCAAGUUUAAGCAGAGGCGAAUCAGGCUGCCUCGCUAUAACUUCUCUGACCUGAAGCGAAGCGGAGCACAGCCCUACUCACCACCACCCAAAACGAGAGAACAAGUGAGUGAGUGGCAAGAGCUAGUUUUUUACCAGUUCUCCAGCUUUGUGUUUGGGGAAGAGAAUGCAGACCAAUGUGAGAAGUGCCCAGAAGAUCAGUAUCCAAACAAGAACCAGAAUCAGUGUAUUCCUAAAGACAUAACUUACUUAUCCUAUGAGGAGCCUUUGGGGGCAGUUCUUGUUUCCUCGGCUCUUUUCCUUUCUGUAAUCACAGUUGUGGUGUCGUGGAGCUUCAUUCAACAUCAAAAUACUCCCAUUGUCAAAGCCAACAACUGGAGCAUCACGUGUGCCCUGCUCUGCUCUCUGCUGCUCUGCUUCCUCUGCUCCUUCUUGUUCAUUGGGAGGCCUGGGAUGGUCACUUGCCUUCUGAGGCAGACUGUGUUUGGCAUUGUCUUCUCCAUUGCAGUUUCUUGUGUGUUGGCCAAAACCAUCACUGUGGUUUUGGCCUUCAUGGCCACAAAGCCCAGGAACAGAAUGAGAAAGUGGCUUGGGAAGAGGCUGGCAGUAUCAGUCAUCAUUCUCCCUUCUCUUCUCCAAGCUGGCAUCUGUGCAGUGUGGUUUGUAAUCUCUCCCCCCUUCCCAGAGUUUGACAUGCAGUCCCAGAUUGGGCAGAUCAUAGUGCAAUGCAAUGAAGGCUCAGACAUCAUGUUCUACCUUGUCCUGGGCUACAUCAGUUUUCUGGCUAUCGUCAGCUUCACGGUGGCUUUCUUUGCCAGAAAGUUGCCCGAUACUUUCAAUGAAGCCAAGCUGAUCACCUUCAGCAUGUUGGUGUUCUGCAGUGUUUGGGUGUCCUUUGUGCCCACCUACCUAAGCACCAAGGGGAAAUACAUGGUGGCCGUGGAGAUCUUCUCUAUCUUGGCCUCUAGUGCUGGCUUAUUAGGUUGUAUCUUUCUUCCCAAAUGUUACGUUAUUAUAUUUCAACCUGAGUUAAACACUAGACAGCAGUUGGUGAGGAAAAAGAAUGAACAGCUUUGA